Esox lucius (northern pike) is the source of this 1345-nucleotide messenger RNA. Its product is annotated as adhesion G protein-coupled receptor E3. NCBI's taxonomy places the organism in Eukaryota, Metazoa, Chordata, Actinopteri, Esociformes, Esocidae. Gene Ontology annotation, molecular function: G protein-coupled receptor activity. Gene Ontology annotation, biological process: adenylate cyclase-activating G protein-coupled receptor signaling pathway. The transcript has 9 exons. The coding region runs from base 280 to 1149 and encodes 289 amino acids. The record is from RefSeq and is a predicted model, not a curated record.
UCACCAAAAGCAUCAGGACAGAGUUACAGCAUCACUAACAUCACAUCUGAGGACAGUGGAGAAUAUUACUGUGAGGCUCAGAAUCAAUAUGGACGUCUAAACUCAUCUACUUUGUCUGUGGAUGUUCAAUGGCUUUGCCACAACCUGAUUGGCAGCUACUGGUGUCAAUGCUCAUCUGGAUCGACCAACUAUGGCCACAAAGGAACUAAAUGUGUCGAGCUCAGUUGUGACCCGCAAGAAGCGCAGCCUGGAAAGACUUUUCCAGGCCUUGGCAGUCUCAUGUCUCUGGUGAGAAAAAACUGUUUGUGGUUGAGGAACUCUUCAACAUCUGGACCACUUGGACCGCCAUUGGAGGAAGAUGUACUGUUGAAAGAAUUGAUUAAUGCCACUGACCAUGUUCAGCUGAACCACCAGAAUAACAGUGGUCCCCAUGGUGGCAGUGAUGUGACUAGUUUUUUGCAGACCGUUGAAAAUGUCAUUAGACUGAUCGCUCCACUGCUGACAGAGAAGACGGCCAGGAUAGAGACUAACUAUAUAGAGGCCAAUAUACUGGUGAACAGAAACAGGACUCAACCUAAAGGUCCAGUCAGCCUGACCAGUGAGAACGCUCAACUUGACACUACCUGGGAGACUGUUACUGGAGAUCAAAAAAAUUACCCAGGGUUUGCAUUUGUCAGCCUGGUCAGCUUUAAGAAUGUGCAUAUUCUGAACGGCAAUUCAUCUCAGACCCAGCAGCUCAUAUCCAAUGCUGUCAUAGUAUCUACUGGCAACCCCAACUCAACAAACCUGAACCAACCGGUCAACCUCACCUUCCGUCACCUGGAGUUGGCUGACAAGGACCCCAACUGUGUUUAUUGGUCAGAAGAGAAUGGGACGUGGUCUAGGCAGGGCUGCAACUUGGUGAUAACAAAUGCCACCCACACUUUAUGCUCCUAUAACCAUCUCAGCACUUUGUCUUUGCUACAAGGACUACAACAGGAAAAGGUGAUGAGAACACAGGGAGGGGAUCAUUCCCGUGUAAUAUGGAUGGGCAUUCUCGUGGCACUGGCCUGUGUGGUCCUAUCCCUGACCACGGCCCUGCUGUGUCGUUUUGCCAGCAGAACACGCCAUGGACGCUACCAUCUUGAUGUGAAAUUCUUUAGAAAAUGAAACAUUGGUUUGAACAAUGGGUGGUAAUGUAAUGCUUUAUUUUGGAUCCAUUUGUAACAUUGUCCCUUGGAUUGCAAGGACAUCCAAAGCCAGCACUUGUUUUGGUUGUAUAACGAUAAACCAUUGUUAUGGAAAUUUGGAACUAAGGUGCAUUUGAGAAAUGUUUGUCUUUCUAUUGGCUGGUAUGUAAAUCUGU